This is a messenger RNA of Eufriesea mexicana, 1592 nucleotides long. Its product is annotated as zinc finger and BTB domain-containing protein 17. The coding region runs from base 36 to 1592 and encodes 518 amino acids. The transcript has a single exon. NCBI's taxonomy places the organism in Eukaryota, Metazoa, Arthropoda, Insecta, Hymenoptera, Apidae. The record is from RefSeq and is a predicted model, not a curated record.
AUUGGUACAAAUCGUAGAAUUUUUACAAACACAGAAUGUUGACAUUAGAAGAUUCAGAAUGUAAGGAUUUUUCAAAAGCCACAAUGCAAAAUAAAGAAAGCAAUGAAAGAAGAAAUGAUGGAGAAAAUUAUGAAAAAGAGAAAUAUCCAAUAGCAAAUGGAGAAAUAUUAAGAACAGCACUUCUUUCCACAGAAGAUGUUGAUGACAUUGAAUCUCAGGAAGAUGAUAUAUCCUCUGACCUUUUAUCAAUUGAAAAUGAUUCUGAAAUUACAAGUGAAUCAACUGUCAGUGACUGGGAUGAUUUAAGACCCGACUCACCUUUAUCGUAUGUUACUUCUGUACCUAAUAAUAAAGAUUUUAUAAUAAUAACGCAGCUAGAAUCAGAUAAUGCAUUAAUAACAAAGAAAUUAAAUAAUGAACGCUCUUUAGCUAGUAAGAAAUCUAAAUCUCGACAUCGUUCUAAACGACACAAUAAAAUGCUAUUAUUAAGAAAAUUAAUACCCAAGCAUGAACCAAUAGUUGAAAUAAAAGAGGAGGAGCAUUCGAUUAUUUCAACUGAUAUAGAUGAACGUGUGCCAACAAUGGAAGAAAUAGAUUAUGAAGAAUCUUCUAUGGAUCAACAAAAUAUUUUAGAUUCCAAAGAUAAUACUGGCUGGUUACAAAGCUUUAGACCUUUACCAUUAUAUUAUACAGAAAGAGGUAAACCAUACUUAAAAUGCCCAGCAUGUGGUGCAAUGUUUUUCACUUCAAAUUCAUUCCAAAAGCACUUGUACUCUCAUAUGUACAAGGAAAAUGAUACAUUUAUAUGUUCCUUUUGUAAUUAUACCAAUACUGAGCCUGGUAUGUUAUUCACUCAUUUAUCUAAACAUCAAGACCAAUGUGAAUUUUGUAACGAAAAUUUAAUGCGUAAGAAUAAUUUUGAGAAGCAUUGGGACAUAAGAGCAUCAAACUUCACUAUGAAAAGAGAUCAUCGAGGAAGAUUUGUAUGUACUCUUUGCAAAUUAGUAUUCGAUUUAUUACCACAGUUAGAAAAGCAUUGGUUUAAACAUGCAUGUAAAAGAGAAAGAACUUAUCAAUGUAAAGAAUGUAGUGGAUUGUAUGAGAGCAGAGAAACCCUAAAUAAUCAUAAAUGUAUGAAGUGUCCUGUUUGUGGUAAGGUUUAUGACAGUUUACACAGAUUAAAAGCACAUACAAUGUGGACAAAACAUAACUUAAAGUGUCCAAUUUGUUCUUAUGAAUUUAUUCUUGCUAUGGAUCAUGAAAAGCAUUUGGCAUUGCAUAGACAGACAUAUAGCUCUAUGAAAGAUUAUGAAUAUUGCUUGCAAGCUGCAGAUGGCAAGACAUUUCAGUGCAAUCUUUGUGACAAAAUAUUUUAUGCCUUACCUUCUUUAGUUUUGCAUCUUCAGGAAGAUCAUGACAUUGAAAAUGUCAAGAAGGAAGUAUUAAAAGACGACUGCAAUGGAGAACAAAAAGAAGAAUCUGUCAGUGAAGUAAUACUUCGUGAAUUAAAAAAUCAAUCUGCAAAUUAUACUAGCGGAAACAAUAACCUAACCUUAACAAACAAUAAAAUCGAAUUGCAAAAUGCGAUAUAA